Onthophagus taurus is the source of this 3190-nucleotide messenger RNA. It is a transcript of the gene Liprin-gamma, whose product is annotated as liprin protein kazrin. Gene Ontology annotation, molecular function: protein binding. The record is from RefSeq and is a predicted model, not a curated record. Lineage: Eukaryota; Metazoa; Arthropoda; Insecta; Coleoptera; Scarabaeidae.
ACUAUCACAAACUUUUUAAAAUUUUGUAUUUUAUGAUAUAAGUGUUACGCUUCUUGAUACUAUUUUUUUAACCGCAAAACGAACCCCUUUUUGCUGAUUUGGGGUGUGUCUGAGGCCCGCCAACGUAAUGAACUAACGCAAAUAAAAUCUCUAGAUCAAAAUGGGAACGGAAUUAAACCAUUCGAAACGUACAAUGUGGAAGGGUGCGUUAUUUCAAAAUCCAAUCGCCGAAGAGGUACUAUGGCGUUAUUGAUUCGUCGGAUAUUAGGUGAUGUACAGACAAAAGUUCGCAAAAUGGUAGAAGAACACUCCACAAAUUUAAAAACACAAAUCGAAUCCGAAUAUUCACCGUUAAACGCAAUGCACGUUUCAGCAAGUUUAAAAUCAUCGACCGAUGCAAUGCACGACGUUACCGAAUACAUAUCGGUAAUCAAGUCGAACGAUAUCGAUAACCAGCAAAUGGGGAUAAUGAUGAGUGAGAAACCGAUCGUCGAUGACGGAACGGACGUAUCAUCGUCGACGAAGAAAUUGGGUAGCAAAAGUAGUACGAGGCCGAGUUCGAUAGAAUCGAAACGGAGCAAAUCAUUGUGUAACACAAGUUCCGUCGAUUCGCAAGAAGAUCCAAAGACUAAAAAGGACGUUAAAAAAUCACAAUCAAAUCCGAUCAAAUGUGAUGGUGAUCCGAUCGAGGAUGAUGGUGACGCGAAAGUGAAGUGCGACGAACUUGAUAUGAAAGUGAUGGAAAAAUCUAGUCCUGUUGAAAGUCUUGCUAGUGAUUUUCUUAGUGUUGGUAGAAAUGAUUCACCCAAACCAUCUACUAGUCAAGGAGACAAUGAAUCUCCAUCUCCAAGAUCUCCACGAAGCUCAGAUGGUGCUGUAACAAAAGACGAACUGGCAAUUUUAGCUAUUCCAUCGAACAGUUCGACAAGAACUAAUGGAGCAAUAAGACGAUUGCGCCUGGAAAACGAGAAACUCCAGGCCGAGGUGACGAGAUUAAGAAGAUUGGUGGUUUCUGGGGCGUUGUCACUCCUUAAUGAGAAAAAACUGGCUGCCGCCGCAACAACCGCAAGCACAAUUUCCCCGAACGCCACCGUUGCCACACCUUCCGUAGGUUCUACGGAAACCGGAAAUGCAGAAUCGCCUGUUAAAGUACAGGCCCUUCAAAUUGAAUUACAACUAACCAAAGAAGCACUUUUAACUUUGAAGUCGGAUAGAAGACGUCUGAAAGCUGAAAAGUUUGAACUACUCAAUCAAAUGAAGCAGUUAUAUGACACUUUGGAGGACAAAGAGAAGGAGCUACGAGACUUUAUUAGAAAUUAUGAGCAGAGGAUGAGAGACAACGAAACAUCUUUACAACAACUUUCAACGGAACGCGAAGAAAGAGAACGCGAACGAUGGAGUCUUCUACGUCACGCAAGAGACGAGGCGGAAAGAAGUCUUUCGUUGGCAGCUCAACUCAACGCUAAAGAACUUCAACUUCAACACGCCCAAGAGCAAUUACACGACGCAAACAGCGCAAACAUUUACGAAUCUUUAGUGUACGGUGUAUGUGAUUUGCGAAAAAAUACGCAGGCGAGAAGACAGCUCGCGUCGAGCGGUUGCCUUUCAGAUCAAGAAUCGGUGGCCUCGAUGCCCAGGCAUAGCUUGAAUGGUGGCGGAGGAGGCGGUGGAGGUGCUGUAACCCCCGGUUCCGGAGGUUACCCAACUUCAGCGGCGGCCGGAACUCACGUUGGUCUUGGUGGUUUGGCUGGACUUGGUCUUUUACCCGGUGAUCGAGGAAGUUGCAGUGCGGAUAGCGGAGUUCGAGUUAGUUCCGAUCGUGAGAGUGCGGCAACUUCCAUCGGUGGAAACUUGUCGGAUUCGACGAUCGACGGUACGCCGACGAUUACGAUCGACGGAAAUAACGUGGUGGACGUCGAUACCAUUUCCAUAGUGUCUUCCAUUCCUCCACCUCAUAUGUAUCAAUCUGUAUCAAAUAAAGACUGCAGUCCAACUUUAUCACCAUCAAUAGCGUCGUCGUUCUGUAAAUCAAUGGGUUCGGCGGUAUUAUCAAGGUCUGUGGAGCAGCUGAGUUCGCCGUUAGAUCCGGAGCCGGUGAAUUUAGGUCGUCGUGCUAAAAACAGCCAUAAUAGACCAGGGGGUGGACGAGGCGGCACUUGGGGCAGCAUAUCGCGCGUAUUCGCACGAUCUCGUAAUCGGAACAAAUCUCAAUCAUUACAGGACAACAGUGAAAGCAAUUUAGAAGCGUAUCGUAAUUGGUCUCCUUUAACAGAAGAGGGCUAUGCCGAGAAGUUGAGGUUGCUUAGGGAGGCAUCUUCCAUUCCGAUGGAGCGAUGGAGAGCGCCAACGGUCGUCGCCUGGCUGGAGGUCGCGCUGGGAAUGCCGCAAUAUGGUGCAAGAUGUGCCGAAAAUAUCAAAAGUGGAAAGGUUUUAUUGGAAUUGAGUGAUUUUGAGUUAGAAUGUGGAUUAGGUAUCACACAUCCAAUGCACAGGAAAAAAUUGAGAUUGGCUAUUGAAGAACAUCGACAUCCCGAAUUGAUUCGUUAUAGUUGUAUUGCCCAAUUGGGACAUACUUGGGUUUCAAGUGAAUGGUUACCUGAUUUAGGAUUGUCACAGUAUUCUGAUGCAUUUGCUGCAAAUUUAGUGGAUGCUCGAAUGUUAGAACACCUCAGCAAAAAAGAAUUGGAAAAAUAUUUAGGUGUAACAAGAAAAUUUCAUCAAGCUUCGGUAGUUCAUGGUAUUCAUUUGUUACGAAUUAUGAAAUAUGAUAGACAAGCUUUAGCUGUAAGAAGACAUCAAUGCGAAAAUAUGGAUACUGAUCCGUUAGUCUGGACCAAUCAACGUUUUAUUAGAUGGGCUAGAAAUAUUGAUUUAGGAGAAUAUGCAGACAAUCUAAAAGAUAGUGGUGUUCAUGGUGGAUUAGUAGUUUUGGAACCAUCUUUUAAUGGGGAUACAAUGGCAACGGCACUCGGGAUCCCAACAAGUAAAAAUAUCAUUAGACGUCAUUUGACAGCCGAAUUAGAAGCUUUGAUACUGCCAGCAAGAUAUGUUAUUUUCUGCCAAAUGGAAGAAUUCCAGUUGGAAGCGGCAAGAGUUGCUACAAAACAUCAUAAAACCGGCAAGGCCAAAAACAAUAAUUAUUAAACAAUAAUUAUCAUUUUUUUAUUAUAAUAUGGUUUCGUUGUGAUAU